Molecule: messenger RNA, 4196 nt
Organism: Pan troglodytes (chimpanzee)
Lineage: Eukaryota; Metazoa; Chordata; Mammalia; Primates; Hominidae
Exons: 3
Coding region: 2803-3843 (346 amino acids)
Biological process (GO): G protein-coupled receptor signaling pathway
Cellular component (GO): membrane
Molecular function (GO): mating-type factor pheromone receptor activity
Source: RefSeq, a predicted model, not a curated record
AGAUGUCGUAUGGUCGGACCCUCUAUUAGAUGAUGCAAGAGGGAGUUGAAGCUUCAUGGGUGAUGGGAAGUCCCUAAUGGGUUUUUGGUUUUUUUGCGUGAGAUGGGGUCUCGCUCUAUUGCCCAGGCUGGAGUGCAAUGGUGCAAUUAUGGCUCACUGCAGCCUUGAUCUCCUGGGCUCAAGUUAUCCUCUUGCCUCAGCCUCCCGAAGUGCUGGGACUACAGGCAUGAGCCACCACAGCCAGCCCUGAUGGGUUUUAAACAGAGGAAUAACAUGGUCAGACUUGUACUUUGAGAAUCACUUUGGACCCACUGUGGAAAAUACGCUGGACUGGGGCCAAGAUAGAAGGAAGCGAGACCAGCAAAGGUGCUGCUGGAGAAAUUCACGGAGGAGGCAGUGAGGGCUCAGGGCUGGCUUGAAUCUGAUUGGGAAAAGGAAGACUGAAGUUCUGCCGCUGACGCUUCCAGACCAACAGAGGUUCCCUGUACCUGGGAGUUCUGGAUAUUCACAGGCAACUCACACAGGAGCCAGAGGUCUCAGUGUAAUACUAGCGCUAAAGGAAUAAUAAUCAACCUCAGAUUCAGAACAUAUGCCAAACUGCUCAAACUGAGGCUGAAGGAUCACUUGAGCCCAGGAGGUCGAGGCUCCAAUGGGCUGUGAUUGUGCCACUGCACUCUAGCCUGGACAACAGAGCGAGACCUUGUCUCAGAAAAAAAGAAAAAAAAAUAAGCCAUCUCAUUAUCAACCAUGUCUAUCUUUUUUUAAAAGAAGACAAAAAAAAAAACCGUAAUUUUAAUCCACUUCCGUAGGGAAGUGACUUCUUAGCACUGACUUUAGAAUAAUGACACAAAAUAUCUUGAAGUAGGACCUUGAAAAAUAGUCAUGAACAUGUAACAUGGAAGAAACAAGUUUCAGAAAAUAUAAAUACAGGGGGCCAGGCACGGUGGCUCAUGCCUGUAAUCCCAGCACUUUGGGAGGCCAAGGCAGGUGGAUCACCUGAGGUCAGGAGUUUGAGACCAGCCUGGCCAACAUGGUGAAACCUCAUCUCUACUAAAAAAAAAAAAAAAAAAAAAAAAUUAGCCAGGCGUGGUGGUGGGUGCCUGUAAUGCCAGCUACUUGGGAGGCUGAGGCAGGAGAAUCGCUUGAACCUGGGAGGCGGAGGUUGCAGUGAGCCAAGAUCGUGCUACUGCACUCCAGCCUGGGCAACAACGGCGAGACUCUGUCUCAAAAUAAAUAAAUAAAUACAGAAUACAUAUAUCACCAGCAAAUACUCCAAGAUACUCAAGGAAAUGGCUAGCGGAUGUCCUAAGUCACUUUGUUUUUAAAAAGAAAUAUCACAUGCAUUUUAAGUGAUAUUAAUAGACUGGAAACCCUUUGGAAAAAGGCAGCUGCAAUCUUCAAGAAAAGGAAAGUUAAUGAACUAAGAAAGGUGGCCCUGACUAUAACAAUCAGACACAUGAAAACAAGAGGAAAAUCUAUAAACAUGGGAAGGUAACAGAAUCCAACUGGGAAACAUAACGGAUCUAUAAAAGAAAAUCAAAGAGAGUCAACUAGAUUUUUUUUCCCGAAGAAAUUCCAAAUGAGUGUUAAAUGGAACCUUUUGAAAACAGAAAAGAAACUCAUUCUCCAUAAUUUAUUUCCUUAAUUUGAACUGAAUUUGGCCAUCAAGCAAGAUCUGAAAAACCUCAAAUAAAACUAUGUCUACACAGGCCAAGCCAAAUGGAGAAUUAAGGCAAUCAAUCAUUCAACUAAUCAAGGCAAAAAGCUAGGACACUAUGACUAAGAAACAGCGUGUCUCAAGGAAACGAUCCAAAUUCAAAUUAAUGGGAAUAGUUGCUACAUUUUCUUCAACACUUUGCCUAAAAUAUUCCAAAACAAUGAUGAAAGCUCAUCAGAACAUUUUCAGAAAGGUGCCUACAAGUAGGCAUUAGUGUUAAAUUUAUUCCAACAGCGAGGCUCGAGAAAACUGUAAAAAGUUUGAAAAAUGCAAAUUGCUUGUACAAAACGUACAUCUCCCACUGACUAUGAGAAAUUCAGACACGACAGAUAACAUGGCAGAUCAGAAACUUGAGCCAGGUUCCUCCCAGCCAACCACUCUCCCCAGCUAUUUUUCCCUAAAACCACAGAGGAAAAAGAUAAUUUCAAAGAUGAAACAUGUCACAACUAAUAUAGCUACUGUACACAAAUGCUGUCUUCUUUGUAAACUCACUUUACUACAAGAUACCAGGUUUUUGCAACACAGAAAGUUUACUGCAAUUGUCAUCAGAAAAUAUUAUAAAACAUCCAAGACUCAGCAAAACUAAUAAACGCAUGCCUCCUAUUUUGCCACCUCCAUUCCUUCUAUCUCCUCUUUAGAGGGAGGAAAUUUCAAAUUAAAGAACUAAACUACACAUUUAUUAGAUUAUGGUUUUCAGAUUUUUGGAUUUCAGAGAGCUGUACAAUUUUCCCAACUAUCAGGCAACUGGAUGAGAGUUGCUAAAUCUUAAUUUUUCAAGUAAGGUCAGUACAUCCAAACUACCAUACUGUCACCACCAUUUCAUGAGAGAAAAGAUAUCUCAUCAUUAGAAAACAGGAAAGACCCUCAUUUUAAGGUGAAAAAGGGAUAAGCCCUUCCAUUUAAUACAUUUGGAUUUCUAAAAACCCCACUGCAUUAUCUUUCUCAUUUUACUGCAUACCAGUGACAAAUUCACGGCAGGUAGGCCCAAGCUCCUCAUCUCCAAACUGUGAAAAUAUGGCUAACAGACUUUUUUUCAAACAAACAAUGGCAAAGUUUUGGUCUGAAAUAUAUGGCAUGACAAUGGAAUGGAAUAUUUGAAAUCAGAACUAUCUCAAAUCCAGAGAUUCAAUAUCCACAAACACCAGCAAAUUAGCAACUUCUCCUUCAAACCCACAUUUCUCUGUCCUUCCAUAAUUAGCAUCACCAUCAUCAUCACCACCAGUACUAUCAUCAUCACCACCAAUGUCAUCAUCAUCAUCACCAUUAUCACCACCAUACUCAUCAACAUUAUCACCAUCAUUACCAUCAUCAUCACCAUUGUCAUCAUCACCAUCAUCAUCACCACCACCAGUACUAUCAUCAUCAUCACCAAUGUCAUCAUCAUCACCAUUAUCACCAUCAUACUCAUCAUCACCAUUAUCACCAUCAUCAUCACCAUUGUCAUCAUCACCAUCGUCAUCACCACCACCAGUACUAUCAUCACCAAUGUCAUCAUCAUCACCAUUAUCAUCAUCAUACUCAUCAUCACCAUUAUCACCAUCAUCAUCACCAUUGUCAUCAUCACCAUCAUCAUCACCACCACCAGUACUAUCAUCAUCAUCACCAAUGUCAUCAUCAUCACCAUUAUCACCAUCAUACUCAUCAUCACCAUUAUCACCAUCAUCACCAUUGUCAUCGUCCCCAUCACCAUUGUCAUCAUCAUCAUCACCACUGUCAUCAUCAUCAUCACCAUUAUCACCAUCAUACUCAACAUCAUCACCAUUAUCACCAUCACCAUCAUCAUCACCACCACCAGUACUAUCAUCAUCAUUCCCAAUGUCAUCAUCAUCACCAUUAUCACCAUCACACUCAUCAUCACCAUUAUCACCAUCAUUAACACCACUGUCAUCGUCACCAUCAUCCCCAAUGUCAUCAUCAUCACCACUAUCACCAUCACACUCAUCACCAUUAUCACCAUCAUCAUCACCAUUGUCAUCGUCACCAUCAUCACCACCACCAGUACUAUCAUCAUCCCCAAUGUCAUCAUCAUCAUCACCAUUAUCACCAUCAUCAUCAUCACUGUCAUCAUCGCCAUCAUCACAAAAUAUACACCCCAGAGAAGAGAACAGGGCCUGACUUCUCUCUAACACACUGAUAAAGUUUGGAUAUUUGUCCCUGCCCAAAUGUUAUGAUGAAUUGUACUCCCCAGUGCUGGAGGUGGGGCCUGGUGGGAGGUGUCUGGGUCAUGGGAGCGGAUCCCUCACAGCUUGGUGCUGUCUUCCUGACAGUGAGUUCUUGCAAGUGUGUGGCACUCCCCUUCCCACCUCGCUCUCACUUGCUCCUGCUUUCACCAUGUAACGUGCCUGCUCCCCCUUUCCCCUCCACCAUGACUGUAAGCUUCUGAGGCUUCUGAGGUUUCUCUAGAAACCAAGCUGAUGACAGACCAUGCUUCCUGUACAGCCUGCAGAACCAUGAGCCAAUUAAGCCUCUUUUCUUGAUC